AUGGAGACAAUAAAGAUCAACCUUCGAGGGACCGUCUUUACGACAUCAUGCAAGGUUCUACAAAACUACCCGGACACGAAACUAGCUUCCCUAACCGACCAAUCUGAAAAUUACAACACAGAAAGGGACGAGUAUUUCUUCGACAGAAAUCCCUCUGGUUUCCAUAACAUCUUGGAUUUUUAUGUAACUGGUAAAUUGCAUAUCUCGUGCACGGUCUGUGCUGACAGUUUUAGGCAGGAGCUCCAUUUUUGGGGAAUCCCUACGAAGUUUAUCAGUAAAUGCUGCUGGAAGGCAUUCUAUCAACUGGACGAGGAUAUGGAUGUCUUAGAGAAGAUCUUGGUUCGACUCAAGUGCGGCCUACGUGAAUCUAAUGUUGAAGAAGAUAGCAGUAGUUCCACAUGUCAUCGACUCCGGUCUAAAGUGUGGAGGCUACUGACCGAAGUUCAGUCAUCGACACUAGCAAAGGUCUGGCAUAGCCUGUUUGCCCUGGUGUUGAUUAUUUCGAUAUUGGUGUACACCCUUCAGACACUCGAGGAGUUCCGGGUGGAGAGAAAUGACCAUAAGCGACUGGACACUAACACAAGUUCCGUUAAACUACGUCUGCUUUGGAACACCUCGCCACAUCCAUGGCUGAUCGGGUUAGAUUUCGUUUGCAAUGCAAUUUUGACAUUAGAGCUUAUCUUGCGCGUGCUGACAUGUCCGAACUUGAAGGAGUUUUGGAAGAGCGUUUUAAACGUAAUAGAUUUGGUGUCGUGUGUGGGUAUAUGGGUAACCCUGUCUUUCGAGAGCGUGCAUACCCAUUUAGAUUUCGGUCCAAUCUGGAUCAUCUCGUGCGUGUUUGGAUUUCUGUAUUGUUUCCGGAUACUACGUGUCCUCCGACUGUUCCGUCAUAACUGUGGAAUGCAGAUACUCUAUCUUAGCAUCAAGUCCAGUUCCAAGGAACUCUGUCUCCUCGCGUCUGCAUUUGCGUGUUUCGUAAUCAUAUUCGCGGGUUUUAUAUAUGUUGCCGAAUUACAAGCGGACACAUUUACCGACAUGUUCAUUUCUAUGUGGUGGUCUGUAAUCACCAUGACAACGGUGGGGUAUGGCGACCAUUUCCCUUCCACUGGAACUGGCUUCGUGGUCGGGGCGGCGUGUGCAUUGGUUGGGAUAUUGCUGAUUGCACUUCCGGUUGCGGUUACUUCAUCAAAUUUUCAUGACUUUAACAAGUUCAACAAAUAUAGAAUUCGACACUUCGUUUUGUCAGAAAAGAAAAGUAUAGAUGAAAUUGGAAAGCGUUUAAAAUUGAAAUGUUCGAAAGUAAAACCAAUGGAUAUAAAAAAACAUAAUACUUUUGAAUAA
Molecule: messenger RNA, 1341 nt
Organism: Ylistrum balloti
Lineage: Eukaryota; Metazoa; Mollusca; Bivalvia; Pectinida; Pectinidae
Product: potassium voltage-gated channel protein Shaw-like
Exons: 2
Coding region: 1-1341 (446 amino acids)
Biological process (GO): potassium ion transmembrane transport; protein homooligomerization
Cellular component (GO): membrane; voltage-gated potassium channel complex
Molecular function (GO): voltage-gated potassium channel activity; protein binding
Source: RefSeq, a predicted model, not a curated record